Molecule: messenger RNA, 5833 nt
Organism: Fundulus heteroclitus (mummichog)
Lineage: Eukaryota; Metazoa; Chordata; Actinopteri; Cyprinodontiformes; Fundulidae
Gene: nckap5l
Product: NCK-associated protein 5-like
Exons: 11
Coding region: 651-4877 (1408 amino acids)
Biological process (GO): microtubule bundle formation; microtubule depolymerization
Cellular component (GO): microtubule plus-end
Source: RefSeq, a predicted model, not a curated record
CUCUGGUAAUGUUUUUCAGAAAUUAAAACCUGUUUGGUGGCAGCGUGAUUAUAAAGACAACCCUGUCUUGGUGUAAAGGUUUUAUUUAGUCAGGAAAGACAAUCAAACUUUAAUUGGUUUUCUUUACAAGCAACUGUAAAAUAAAAUAAAUGUAUUUAUUACUUCAAUCACUAUUAGCUCGUAUGAAAUGUGCAGAAAUUAUCGAUUUAUGACAAUACAAAUCGUAUCACACUUUAAGGAUUUUCCUCUGAAUGACCUGGAUUAGUGGACUUUAAAGGCAAAAUAAAUUGUGAAUUUAACUUCUUUACAUUUCAUAUUUGGACAUACUUUAAAUAUAGACUCAAUCUUGAAAAGUGUUUUUUUUUUUUUGUGUGUGUUUGUGAAAGGUUGUGCAAUCUUGGGCGCCCUCUGCUGUCUUGGAGGAUCUAAACAGCACCUUAGUUUGGUUUAGUAAAGCAGGCUCAGUUUAAUUUGACCAAAAACUCAACAUGUUCAUUUUGCUCCAUAGCACAAAGCUUAGAAAAUCAAAUCAAGUAUGUUUUUAAAACUCAUACAUAAUCUAAAUCCUCCUAAAUAUUAGAGUCUGUAUUUUAGUCCCAAAGCUGAGCUCACAGGGCGGCUGAUGCAGCGUCGGGUCAUUUCGCAUAAAGAUGGCCGCAGCGAUGGCCUCACAUUUUCCUCUGUCUGUGUUGCAGAUGAGAACAAUGUCUGAUGAGGCAGAACAGAGAACGUGUGAUGAGGAUUUUGGUUCCGAGGAGGAGGAGGGCGAGGAAGGUGAUGUGGAGUCCUACCUGGAGGACAACAGCAGCGAGCUGGUGGACCGACUCAGAGAGCUGGAGGCAGAGAACUCGGCUCUGAUGUUGGCGAAUGAGAGCCAGAGGGAAGCUUACGAGCGAUGCUUGGAUGAGGUGGCCAAUCACGUGGUCCAAGCUCUGCUGAAUCAGAAGGAUCUGCGGGAGGAGUGCAUCAAGCUGAAGAUGUUGGUGUUCGACCUGGAGAGGCAGAACCGGGCCCUUUGUGAGCUCUUCCAGCAGAAGCUGCCCAACCAUCCCACCGCUCACUACCAGGUCCAGGCGGGACCCGUCCCAGACUACAAUGCACAGCUGCACAAUGACUCGGCCAAGCAGGCGGAGCCGGCCCAGACCGAAGCACAAGCCAAGGGAAACGGCCUCCGCACACAGCACGCCUCCCCGGGCCCCCGCGGCCCCGCCGCCUCCAUGGAGGCCCUGUCUCCGUUCUUUAAGAAGAAAGCGCACAUCCUGGAGGUCCUGCGCAAAAUGGAGGAGACGGACCCCCUGAAGUUCCACCCGUCCACCACCAGCUUGUCGUUCUGCGACUACAGCCAGGUGCUGAUGUCGACAGAGGCUGUUCUGGCCACCGCGGACCCCCACCCGGCCCCGUGCAAACCCAACCACGCGCACUGCCGCUGCUCCUGCGCCGACGCCGACGCGCACCAGCAUGUCAAUGGCAACGGGGCGGUGAAGCCCGAGGGAGCAAGCACAUGCUGUCCGCACUGCAAAAGAAGUCCGGACAGCGCUCCGAACCCGUGCAACCACGUCUGUAGUCCUCCGAAAGCCAGCUCGUCCGCCCAGAGCCAAGCUGCUGCCGCCGCCGUGGGCGACUGUCACAGCAAGGCCAGGCCAGCGGAGUCCAAGCAGUGUCCUGUCACCAAAGCCCCCCAGAAGCCAGCAGCCGACUCGGAGACGGAGACGCUCCAUCAGAGCCUGAAGGGGCCCGGAGCGGGACCGGACGGCUCUGAAGGUGGUGUUUCUGAUCUGCCCAGUCCUGUGAAGGAGGUGCAGAUCCCUCGCUGUGACACGGAUCCAGGCGGCGGGAUUCACAACGGCUUGGGUCCGUCGUCCAGCGCCGCUCUGAACGAGCCGUCGGCCGCGCCCGAGACAGACGCCACGGACCAGGAGGCUUCCGCUGUCCGAGCCGGCGCGUCCGUAAGCCCGAGUCCGUCCUGCCUCAGCGACGUCAAGGCCGCCGCCAUCAACUCCCCGUCCAAGCUGCUCAAAUUCCUGAAGAUCCCGUCGAUGGGGGACAAGGCCCAGGCGCCGAGCCCCGCGGUCCGCCUCAGCCCGCAGCUCACUCGCAACUCCAGAAUCCCCUGUCGCACCAACAACUACGAGGUGUACCACUCUCCGGUUCCGUCCCGCAGAGCCACCACCACCGAGAGGUGCAAGCAGCCCCCUCCGCCGCCGUCCAGGUCCGAGUCCUACCCCGCCACGCACUCGGCGCCAACCUCCCCUCCGCAGCCCGAAGACGUUUGCUCUCCGCCCGCCAAGGAAAUAAGCUACAGCAGUCUCUCCGCACCAAAAACCAGCGACGGCUCAAAGCUGGGACAUCUGUCUGCUGCGUCCGCGGGCUCUCCCAGAGCGUCUCAGAAGGUCCCCCAUUAUGAAAACGUCCUGGAUAUGUCUGGCACCAGGGAGGAGGAACCGACCCGUGGUCACGAAAAAAGAAGCACGAUUCCGUCUCAAACGAAGGCAAACGGCGGGGAGAGGAAGCUCGUUAAAUCUCUACCAGAAAGUGUCCUGAAUCCGUCCCCCCAGCGCAAGCAGUCGUCCUCAUCGACGUCGGAGUCGACGUCGGACGACGACGAGGAUUCGGACAGUCCGGUAUGGGUCAACCAUCACAGUUUGCCCAGCACAGCCGGCCUCAGCAAAGCUCAGAGCCAAGCCAGCUACCCGAGGACAAGAGACAAACACGCGGUGGACAUCACAGAAGUCAACGCGCCGAGCUGUGAGGUCUCUCAGACGCCGCCUCCGCCUCCGGUCCGACGCAGCGACUCGUCGUCCAUCCCCAAGAGGCCUAGCUCCGCGGCCGGGAGAACCCAGGCUGACUCCAGUCACCACGCUUUCAAAGACCGGCUGGCAGCGCUGGGCAAGCUGAGGAGCUCUGAGGACUUACACGCCAGGCCCGUCGACACCGGCACCGAGGCCGCCCAUGGAGAGGAGAAGAGCAAGACGGCAGAGAGGUCCACGGAGGUCCACAAAGAGGAGCAGAGGCACUCAAAGUUCACAGACUCCUUGGACGGGAAACCUAAAACCAGCAGCGUCGGUUUGAAGUAUCCCGCUUCGUCUCAGCUGUACGAACAGACCGGAAAAUCUGGCAAACAAGAGCUGUGCGUGCCCAAGGCUGAGGGCUCCAAGAGCAAAAUCGGCUUACCGUCCCCCAACACAGAUGCUCCGCAGGUCCUACGCAACAACAUCAACUGUCCUGGCUCCCUCAAUCUAGCUUACAAUGUCAAAGGGGGUCCCCAGAGUAGCAACAGUCCUAACAAGAUCCCCUUAAAGUCGCCAUCCAAGCCUUGCCCAGGAGUGUCCGUCCACCGAGGCGGGAAGCCUUCAGAGGCCCCGCGUUACUCGUCCAAGUCGGAGGAGAGGACUAAAAUCAGCGGGAAAGGAAAGAAGAAUCCCAUGUAUGGAGACAGCCUCCCGCCUCCUCCUCCGAGACCCCCGACGUCUGAGGCGGAGAAACCGCCGCAGCGGGCUCCCGCUCUGCAGUCCGCCAUCGAGCAAAAGGUGAUGAAGGGGAUCGAGGAGAACGUCCUAAAGCUCCAGGAGCAGGACCGAGGUGGGCAGGGCGGCGAGGUCAAGCAGAAGGCCUCCAACGGCAUCGCCAGCUGGUUCGGGCUGAAGAAGAGCAAGCUGCCCGCGCUGAGCCGCAAGACCGACGGCAGCAAAGCCAAGGACGAGAAGAAGGAGUGGAAGAUAAACAUCCCCUCGGUGGGCAGGGACUCCGCCAAGAUGGCCAGCCGGUGCAAAGAAGGAGUGGAAGGUCUGAACAUCUCAACCCUGAUGGAGAAGGCCGAGGGCCUGAGGAGGGCCCUGGAGGAGGAGAGGGCCUACGUGGAGAGGUCUGGCAGGGGCCACUCCUGUGAGGUGGUGAUGGACCAAGCUCAGGGACAGCUGGCUGUCAUGUACAGAGGGGGACGCUCCGACAACUUCAUGCAACAGCUGCUUAACAGGGUGGAUGGGAAGGAGGUGAUCAGCCUGCCGCAGCGCCGGCUCUCAUUCGACUGCAAGACCUCCAAGCCGGUCUUCACUCAGCAGACCAGCGUCAUCAGCCACACCAUCAGUCAUGACGACAUGGAGAAGGGAUCAGAGAGAAUCAGCAAGAUCACAUCAGAUGAAAACCUCGCAGAUUCAGUCCACUCUCAGCACUUUGCAGGCUCCGGUGCGUCCACAUACACCCUGGACAGCGGCAUCGGUACGUUCCCGCUUCCCGACUGCAGCAGCGGAGCCGCAGGCCGGGGCCCGUCCAAGGCGAGGGCCGGAGCUGAGCAUCACUCCGCCGACUCCCCGGGAAGAUCUGGGCGACGAGCGCGCACCCUGGACAGGGAGCUGACGUCGCAGGAGGAGUGCUUCGCGUCGCACAAGCAGCUCAUCCCGACCAUUCAGUACUGCUCCAUGCUGGAGGGGAGGAGCUCGGCUGGAGUCAUCCGUGAAGACAAGGACCCCCAUGGAGCAAACCUGUUCUCUCCUCGCUCCAAGACCUGGACUUUUCCCAACCUGAAGGCUCCAGCAGGACCUGCAGAAGUGUACCUGGCUGUGGAGGAAGAGGAGGAGGAAGAGGACGACGCAGUAACGUUCGGAUCACCGUUCAGAGGGAGCCUGAAGGCCGGGGGCCCCUCCUCCAGCCGAGCGGUCGACCCGGGCAGCCUGCCCGUCCCGGCCCAGUCCGGCCUGAGCCGCAGGGGGAAGACGCGCGCCCCCAGCGUCCCCGAGAUGAGCCGGGAGGCGGGGCUGGAGCUGCUCAGGGAGCGGCCCGAGGAGGCGCUCUCCCCCAGCCGCCCUCAGGUCCUGGAAACCCCCGAGUCUCUGAGCGACUCUCUGUACGACAGUCUGUCGUCCUGCGGCAGCCAAGGAUGAUAACGAGCGAGGGCGGGGGGGCGGCGGGGGGGACGGAGCGCCCAUCUGGUCUCCCAGUCGCUCGGACGCCGCUGACACCUUCAGAAAAAGACGAAUCUGUGCUUCUGUGUUGUCGGUGAGGAGGAAUCGGCGACGACUCGUCAGCUGGUGCAACUGGAAGGACGGAUUGAACUUUUCUCCUCAGGAUUUCCAAAAAAAACACCUGAAGCCAAAAGCCACCCGAGUAAUUUAGGUUGCUCACUUUUUCACAAUCAGACUGGGACUGUGAGCACCGGCAACCCCGCAUGGCCACGCUAAAGAUGAGCACAAAAGAGGACGCCACUCCUGCUAGUCGCUCAGAACUGUUAUUUUUUUUUUUUGUUUUUUUUAAUCCUUCUGGUAGAAAAGUCUUCAUUGUGUUCAUCAUGACAGCAGAUCGAUAGACGAAGUACUUUAUCGAAGCAUCCGUUCAGUUCUUGACAUCAUUUCACUGUAGACUGUGUUGAGACGAGACUUAAAAAAACAAAAAUAAUAAAAAAAAAAAAAAAAAACACGAGCGUCUAGAAAAUAAAAACGAAUGUUCAUGUCUGUGUUCUCUGGCUGCUUAACUCAUGCAUCACAAUGUUUAAUGUAAAAAAAAAAAUAAUAAUAAUUUUAUUGAUCACGUUGGUAUUGUUUCACAGCCAGCGACGUGUCUGUUUCUGAAUCAUAAUGCAUUUAAAAGGUAAUAUAUACCAGCAAUAAUAACAUAGACGAGAAAAAAAAAAUGGCUACAUCAUCUGAUGGGUAUGUAUUUUUUAUUUAUUUAUUUUUAAAUCUUCAUUUGGGGUCAUCUUUAUGUGAAAUCUGCAGACGUCGUCGCCGUGUAGAUUCAGCUCAGCUCUUACGUUUCGCCAUCUCCGCCGUUUGUUUCUUAGCAAAUAGAAAGAUCCUUACUGCCGUUUUUCAACUUUCUAAAUUAAAGUGUUUUGAUUUAG